AUGUUACCGAUCAAUCAAGAUUCGCACAAAUUCUCUUCAAAAGAAACGGAUUUAAACGAUGAUUUUCAAGAACCUGAAUUUUCCAGCGGAAUUUGCUGUUCUUUGUGGAACAUAUCGUGUUUCUGCUGCCGUCCAUCCGACGGCACUGUCGUAUGGGAGCGGCUUCAGACGGCGGAGAAAGGAAGAGAGAGGGCUCAGGCGAGUAGUUGGUGGAGGAAAGGUAUAAAAGCAUUCAAUAAAACGAGGGAAUGGUCGGAGAUUGUGGCCGGUCCGAAGUGGAAGACAUUUAUUCGCCGGUUCAACAAGACCGGGUCCAAACACGGGAAAUUCCAGUACGAUCCUUCUAGUUACGCUUUGAAUUUCGACGACGGACUGGGGCAAAACGAUCAAUUAGAAGAUGAUCGGAUGUACCGGAAUUUCUCGUCGAGAUAUGCGGCGGCAAUUCCGGUGUCAGGUAAUGCGGACAAGGACGCGCCGCCGCUAAAAUGA
Fraxinus pennsylvanica is the source of this 489-nucleotide messenger RNA. NCBI's taxonomy places the organism in Eukaryota, Viridiplantae, Streptophyta, Magnoliopsida, Lamiales, Oleaceae. The record is from the annotation of a GenBank genome assembly.